AUGAGCCAAUCUAAAAACGAGCCCCCUUCCUGCUCGCAGGAAGAGUUCGUUGACCAACCUCCGCUAAACCCGAGCGAACAAUUCAAAUGUGAGACAAAGAAUAACGAGCCAAGCGAAGAGGACACAUGCGCGGGACGUCAGAAAGCAUUUCCACUUAGCAUCACUCUAUCCUAUGUGAAAGACUGGGACACAACGGAUGCAUUCCGAGAGCUGUAUCAGAAUUGGAAGGACGCUAUCUUGGAACAGUUUGACGUAGAUCGUCUAGCAUUUCAGCCACUUUACGAGGACAGAGAAGAUUGCGUUUCUAUCAUCGUGCCAGAUGUUUCAAAUCGACAGGAGCGCUGUCGAGCCCUAGGAUUCAUCCGAUACGACAAAAAGACUGGCCGAACGAUUCUAGUCAACCCUUGUGCACAACUGAAGCCUGAGGCUCUGGAACUUGGGCAUUCUUCGAAACGAGAAAACCCCAAUCUGAUAGGCUGUCAUGGCGAGGGUCUCAAACUGGCUGCUCUAGUCAUGUCACGCAAUGGCUAUAGAGUAAAGAUCGCUACAGCCAAUAGCCAUUGGAGCUUUUCUUUUGUUGGUUCUAGGUUCCGUUGCAUGAUUAAGCCAUCAAAGAUGGUGGAGUCUGGCCCUGAAACCGAUCCUACGGAGGAUAUGGCUCGAAUGCACUCUCAUAUUGAGAGGGAUGUCGUGGUCAUGGUUGAACCCGCAAAGGGUAAGCACGGCAAGAAAAUUUCGCUUGCAGAUUUUCAGACAUGGGUGGAAGUGACACUUGAUAUUCGUGGAAUCUCCUAUCCGUCUCAAGUUAUCGAAACCGAUGUUGGAGAUUUGAUUCUUGAUCCCCACUUUUGUGGCAGAAUCUAUCUACAAGGUAUGCUGCUGCCAGCCACAUCUUCCAGGCUCAAGCCAUACAAGCUUGGUUACAACUUCACUCAGGGAAGGGUGAACCGAGAUAGGCAAAUCCUGGUUGAUAAGCACGAGGAAGCCAACGCUGUGAGACAGAUUUGGGAGUCUGCAAUCCAGAAGAACGAGAAAGUCGUGCUUCCGGUCUAUGUCGACUUUCUGCGGAACUUUCCUGAAGCGCCGGAUGUUGAAUCCGCAGACGUUCUGUUGGGAGACGCUACAAAAACCCUUAUUUGGAGACGCCUAUUGUGCGAUACAGGAGGUAAACAGUUCUAUUAUAGCGAAAAGUCCCCUUCCCAGGUCAGUGCAACUAAUCAUUCCAUGAUUUUAUUUACCUUCCUCUAA
Molecule: messenger RNA, 1248 nt
Organism: Penicillium cataractarum
Lineage: Eukaryota; Fungi; Ascomycota; Eurotiomycetes; Eurotiales; Aspergillaceae
Exons: 2
Coding region: 1-1248 (415 amino acids)
Source: RefSeq, a predicted model, not a curated record